Messenger RNA from Gossypium raimondii (Peruvian cotton), 3339 nucleotides. Its product is annotated as glutamate receptor 3.4. Gene Ontology annotation, cellular component: plasma membrane. NCBI's taxonomy places the organism in Eukaryota, Viridiplantae, Streptophyta, Magnoliopsida, Malvales, Malvaceae. The transcript has 7 exons. The coding region runs from base 368 to 3220 and encodes 950 amino acids. Gene Ontology annotation, biological process: G protein-coupled receptor signaling pathway. The record is from RefSeq and is a predicted model, not a curated record. Gene Ontology annotation, molecular function: glutamate-gated receptor activity; G protein-coupled receptor activity.
UCCUUUCCCUUUUAUAUAUAUACAUAAAUUAUUGUUUUUCUUUGCUGAUUGGGUUUUGCAUGUGUUGGUUUUCUCUCUGGCUGUCUGAGCACUUUGUAAAUUAUUAUUUUUUUACUAUUUUCUUUUCAUCAUCAACCAUACAACGCCAAUAUAAAAUUAUGUUAAAACCCAAGUGUUCUUCUUGUGAAUAUACUUUGGGUUUUAUUAACAUUUUCCAGAGCUGUCUAAUAAUAAACCAUGGCUAGUGGGCUUUGGACCUUGUGGUGCUUGGAAUCUUGAAUUCAUGAUAGUUUGAGGCAGAAGUUCAGUUAGUCUGGUUUCAAAGACCAAGUAUUUAGUUUUUUUUUUUUUUUUGUCUGAACAAGACAUGGAGGAGGUCUUGUUGAUCUCAAGAUUCAUUACAAGAAGUUUGAUUUUGUUGAGUCUUUGGUUCCUAUGCUUCCCUCCAGGAGUUGUCUGCGACACUGGAAAUGUGUCAGCUUCUUCAAAUUCUUCUUCAAAGCCAAAAGUUAUAAACAUUGGAGCUUUGUUCACGUUGAAUUCAGUCCUUGGAGAAGCAGCAAAUCGUGCAAUUCAAGCUGCCGUUGAUGAUGUCAAUUCUGAUCCCACCAUUCUUAAUGGGGUACAAUUGAAACUCCUCAUAAGCGACACAAACUGCAGUGGGUUUAUUGGAACCAUGGAAGCUUUGCAGCUAAUGGAAAGUGAUGUUGUUGUUGCAAUUGGUCCACAAUCUUCUGGAAUAGCUCAUGUCAUCUCCCAUGUUGUUAAUGAGCUUCAUGUCCCUCUUCUUUCAUUUGGAGCUACAGAUCCUACUCUUUCUUCCAUGCAGUAUCCAUAUUUCCUCCGUACUACACCAAGCGACCACUUCCAGAUGUAUGCGAUUGCUGAUAUAGUUGACUAUUAUGGCUGGAGGGAAGUAAUAGCGAUAUUUGUGGAUGAUGAUUAUGGAAGAAGUGGGAUUUCUGUUUUGGGUGAUGCCCUGGCCAAAAAACGUGCCAAGAUUUCUUAUAAGGCCGCCUUCAGCCCUGGAGACACCGAAAGUAAGAUUAAUGACUUGCUUGUGGAGGUUAACCUGAUGGAGUCUCGUGUUUAUGUAGUUCAUGUGAAUCCAGAUACUGGUCUGAAUAUCUUUUCUGUUGCUAAUGCUCUUAAUAUGAUGGGUAGUGGCUAUGUUUGGAUUGCUACAGAUUGGCUUCCUUCAUACUUAGAUUCAAAGGACGCAGUUGAUUCUAACACAAUGAAUAUCUUGCAAGGGGUUAUCGCUCUCCGCCAUUACACCCCUGAUACUGAUCUCAAGAAGAGUUUUAUGUCUAAGUGGAACAACCUAAAAUAUAAGGGAAGUGCAGGUCAUGCAGGUUUCAAUUCAUAUGCGCUUUAUGCUUAUGAUUCGGUUUGGUUGGCUGCACAUGCCCUUGAUGUUUUUCUCAAUGAAGGUGGGAAUUUAUCUUUCUCUUAUGACCCGAAAUUGCAUGAUACAAAUGGCAGCAUGCUGCAUCUAGCAUCCCUUCGUGUGUUUAAUGGCGGCGAACAACUUCUUCAAACACUUCUGAGGAUGAACUUCACUGGUGUAAGUGGACAGAUUCAGUUUGAUCCGGACAAACAUUUAGUUCAUCCAGCAUAUGAUGUUCUUAAUAUUGUUGGAACCGGAACUCGUAGAAUUGGUUACUGGUCGAAUUAUUCACAUCUAUCGGUUGUUCCCCCGGAGACCUUAUACACGAAACCUCCCAAUAUCUCUACUGGCAGUCAACAUCUUUACAGUGUAAUAUGGCCUGGUGAUACUACCUCAACACCGAGGGGAUGGGUAUUCCCUAACAAUGGGCAGCCUCUGCGAAUCGCUGUCCCCAACCGAGUGGGUUAUAAGGAGUUUGCCUCGAAAGACAAGAGUCCUCAGGGUGUAAGAGGAUACUGCAUUGAUGUCUUUGAAGCUGCAAUAAGCUUGCUCCCAUAUGCUGUUCCUCGCACAUAUAUGUUAUAUGGAGAUGGUAAAAGAAAUCCAAGCUAUAAUGAACUUGUCAGCAGGGUUGCUCAAAAUGUAUAUGAUGCUGCUGUUGGAGAUAUUACGAUUGUCACGAACAGGACAAAGAUUGUAGAUUUUACACAGCCUUAUAUGGAAUCUGGACUGGUUGUUGUUGCACUGGUGAAAGAGGCAAAGUCAAACCCUUGGGCAUUCCUCAAGCCAUUUACUGCAGAAAUGUGGUUUGUCACUGCUCUGUUCUUUCUUUUUGUUGGAGCUGUAGUGUGGAUUCUUGAGCACCGGAUAAACAGUGAAUUUCGUGGUCCUCCCAGACGACAGCUUAUAACAGUUUGUUGGUUUAGCUUCUCAACGAUGUUUUUCUCGCACAGAGAAAACACAGUGAGCUCUUUGGGACGAAUGGUGUUGAUCAUAUGGCUAUUUGUAGUUCUGAUUAUUAACUCGAGCUACACUGCUAGUUUGACAUCGAUACUUACCGUGCAGCAGCUAACAUCAGGGAUUCAAGGGAUUGAUAGCUUGAUCUCAAGUACUGAACCUAUUGGAAUCCAAGACGGUUCGUUUGCAUUUAACUAUUUGGUUGACGAGCUCAAUAUAGCACAAUCUAGGAUAGUUAAGUUAAAAAAUCCAGAAGCAUAUCUCAGAGCCCUUAAGCUUGGACCGAAGAAGGGUGGUGUAGCUGCCAUCGUUGAUGAGCUUCCUUAUGUCGAACUCUUCUUAUCAAACACCAAUUGUUUAUACAGGAUAGUUGGGCCAGAAUUUACAAAGAGCGGAUGGGGCUUUGCUUUCCAAAGGGACUCCCCUCUUGCAGUUGAUAUGUCAACUGCUAUCCUCCAACUCUCGGAAAACGGGGAUCUCCAGAAAAUCCAUAACAAAUGGCUGACACACAGCGAGUGCUCGAGUCAAGUCAACCAAGUGGACGAGAACCAACUUUCCCUUAACAGCUUUUGGGGCCUGUUCCUCAUUUGUGGCAUUGCUUGCGUACUGUCUCUUACUAUAUUCUGCUGUAGAGUCUUUACACAGUACCGCAGAUUCAGCCCCGAAGAUGAGGAAAGUGAGAUUGAGACAAUCGAACCGUCGAGGUCAAGUCGACGGUCCAUCCGCUCAACAAGCUUCAAGCAGAUUAUUGACUUUGUAGAUAAGAAAGAAGAAGAGAUUAAGGAGAUGUUGAAGAGAAAGAACAGUAAUAGUAAUAAACAACAAACUAGCAUCCAUAGUUUCUCAGAUGGUCAAGCAAGUUCACCUUCCUAAGAGAAAAAAAAAUCCAAACACAUUUUUGAUUGGAUAUUUGGAACUUCAAAUAUAUUUUUUUAUCUGUUUAUAUUAUAGAAUCUGAAUUAAUACAAAAUUCAUAAAUCCAAUUAUCAGAA